Molecule: messenger RNA, 621 nt
Organism: Stylonychia lemnae
Lineage: Eukaryota; Ciliophora; Spirotrichea; Sporadotrichida; Oxytrichidae
Source: the annotation of a GenBank genome assembly
AUGAUGAUGGAUCCAUAUUACAGAGUUAAAUCUGAUAUUCACUAGCGUAGACCUGCUUAUGGCAUAUUGAUGGCUGUUUGGACAGUAUUCAUGGCCACACUUGCCGGCUAUUUCGGUUACUAUGCCUUUAACAUUGAGAACAAGAACCAGUGCUUCGUUAAAGAUGAUGAAUCAUUGCCAAUCAGUCCGAUUCCAGUAGGCAUCACAGAGAUAGAAGGAGUUAUUGAUGUUAGUCGUGAGUUUGAUCAAGUGAUCAGCAUUUUCUUCUUGCAAAGCGUGACAGGCUCAUUCAUUGGAUUCUACCAUGUACUCUCUAUUUUCUUAUUCCCCAUACUUCUGAAAUUCUCUUAUCCAGUUGGUCUAUUCAACAAACUAAAUUUAGUUUUUGGAGUGGGGUGCCUUAUUUUCAUGCAUUUGGUCAGAUUCGGUCAUGGUGGAAAGGUGUGUUCAGGCGACUAUCUCCCUGAGGAAGUGCUAGACUAGGGAGGACAGGUCGAGGGUUACCUUGUCAUCCGAGGUAAUUUAAUGAGCUGGUAUGUAACAGCUUUUUGGAUUAUUCUAGGAGUGAUCACGAUUACUGUCGCAAUUAUAGUUAUUGCAGCACUUAAAUCAUAUACUUGA